AAAAUGGCGCUCGCUGCAAACUUCACCUGCCCAUCCUGUCUCUGCUGAGAAGAAACUCGCAAAAUCUUCUCAUCCUCACACUUUGCAAACUUCAUAAUAAGAAGCCAAAUCCAACAUGUGACUGAGCUGGCACGCUGUUAGUACAGGUUGGAGAGGACGCUAAAGGCAGCGCCAUCACGGCACGCCCUAACUCGGGAGUCUCCCGGAAAAAUCGGGAGGGUCGGCAGGUCAGGUUUUUUUCCCGUGAAGGAAUACCCGGCGCCCCAAACAACUUGAGCUCCAUAUCCACCUUCAACUCAACUCAACAAACGGCGAGCUAAACAACUCUGUGGUGAUUUUAAUGGUGUGUGAGUGACAUGAGCAGCACAAGUCAUCUGUGUGAGACGCACAACAUCAACAACAACAACAAAACAGGUGCAGGGAUGAAAGAUCCUCACGCACCGUUGAAAGAUGGAGCUCUAACUCAGUGAAGUCACCAGCUGCUCCGGCGUGAUUAGUGACCGUGCGCCUCGUUCCACUUUAACCCUUGCAUGACUACACGUACACGUGUGCGUGUGUGCGCGUGCAGGAGAUGACGCAGCCGGGUGGAGGCGCCUUCUCUCUCUCAGUUGCAGGCAGCGUCGGUCGCUGUCCAAAGUGCUGACGAGGAGCAGCGGGUCCAUCCUCAGUUUCAGUCGCUGUCCAAGGUGCUGAAAAGAAACACCGCUUUCCGCAGCUCUUGUCGCUGUCCAAGGUGCUGAAGAGGAGCAGCGUCUUCCUCAGCCUUAGUCGCUUUCCAAGGUGCUGAAGAGGAGCAGCGUCUUCGUCCUCAGCUUCAGUCGCUUUCCAAGGUGCUGAAGAGGAACAGCGUCCUCCUCCACCGUCGCUGUCCGCGGUGCUGACGAGGAGCAGCGCCUUCCUCCUCAGCUACAGUCGCUGUCCAAUGUACUGAAAGAGGAACAUCGUCGUCAGUCCGGCGCUGAUGAAAAUGUAAGAUAGGUGGAGCGCCCUUCCACGUGUGCAUGCGGGGAUUGUCCUGCCUGGAGCGGACGCAACAAGAGAGCUUUUUUUUCCCUCCCCACAAAACCAUGGCGUUGGACCUGCGCCUGCACGACUGGGAUUAAACGCCGAGGGACUCCCGCGAGCCAUGUGAUUUCUCAGAGGCGAGUCAGCUGAGGGGGAAUUUGACGCAGCGCAUACUUCAACGUGGACGACAUGUAAACAUGGAGCAGCUGCGGCUUUGCUGCUGAUUCUUCAACGUCGCCAAAUUUAAAUCGCAGAGGAUUAUAGUCUUUUUUUUUUUUUCUUCCUUCUUUCUUGGAGGCUGCAUAAGUUCUCCAUAACACACAUCGACCACUGCAGAUUCCUAAAGAAACACACAAACGCUGCCAGUCACAUGACCACGGGGUGAAAUGGCGCCUGAUCCAAGGUUUCCAGCGGCGGUGUAGGGAUGACAUCGCCCUAAAGUCCUGGAACCACGGUGGUUAAGCAUGGGCCCCGCCCUCUGGGCCGCCCUGGUCUUCCUACUGGCCCUGGGCCCCGCCGCCCGGCCGGCGAGCCAUGAGGAUUACGGCGGCGACGAGGCGGAGAGGCCGGCCGGGGACAGCCUGGUGUUCGACGACUACCGGGGCAAAGGCUGCGUGGACGACAGCGGCUUCGUGUACAAGCUGGGCGAGCGCUUCUACCCCGGUCACUCCAACUGUCCCUGCGUGUGCACGGAGGACGGCCCCGUGUGCGACCAGCCCGAGUGUCCCAGACUCCACCCCAAGUGCACCAAGGUGGAGCACAAUGGAUGCUGCCCCGAGUGCAAGGAGGUCAAGAACUUCUGCGAGUACCGGGGCAAGACCUACAAAAUCCUGGAGGAGUUCAAGCCGUCGCCGUGUGAAUGGUGUCGCUGCGAGCCCAACAACGAGGUGCACUGCGUGGUGUCGGACUGCGCCGUCCCGGAGUGCGUCAACCCCGUCUACGAGCCGGAGCAAUGCUGCCCCAUCUGUAAAAAUGGUCCAAAUUGCUUCGCCGGAUCGACAAUCAUCCCAGCCGGGAUUGAGGUGAAGGUGGACGACUGCACCAUCUGCCGCUGCCAUAACGGCGACUGGUGGAAACCAGCUCAGUGCUUGCGGCGCGAGUGCCUCAACGGCCAGUCGUCAUAGACUCAGGCAAGAUCCUGACCAUGGACACCCUUUUGUCUUAGAGAGAGACUCAGGCAAGACCCUGACCAUGGACACCCUUCGUCACAGAGAGAGACUCAGGCAAGACCCUGACCAUGGACACCCUUCGUCACAGAGAGAGACUCAGGCAAGACCCUGACCAUGGACACCCUAUGUAUAGAGAGAGACUCAGGCAAGACCCUGACCAUGGACACCCUUUGUCAUAGAGAGAUAAUCUGGCAAUACCCUGACCAUGGACACCCUCUGUAUAGAGAGAGACUCAGGCAAGAACAUGAAUCCCUGGAUACCCCUUGCCAUAGAGAGAGACUCAGGAAAGAACCUGGCCCUGGAUACCCCUUGUCGUAGAGAGAGACUCAGGCAAGAACUUGACCCUGGACACCCUUUGUCAUAGAGAGACUCUGGCUAGACCCUGACAAUUACACCCUUUGUAUAGAGAGGGACUCAGGCAAGACCCUGACCCUGGACACCCUUUGUCAUAGAGAGACUCUGGCAAGGCUCUGACCCUGGACACCCUUUGUUAUAGAGAGAGACUCAGGCAAGACCCUGACCUUGGACACCCUUCGUCAUAGAGAGAGACUCUGGCAAGACCCUGACCAUGGACACC
This is a messenger RNA of Nerophis ophidion (straightnose pipefish), 2751 nucleotides long. It is a transcript of the gene vwc2l, whose product is annotated as von Willebrand factor C domain containing 2 like. Gene Ontology annotation, cellular component: AMPA glutamate receptor complex. NCBI's taxonomy places the organism in Eukaryota, Metazoa, Chordata, Actinopteri, Syngnathiformes, Syngnathidae. The coding region runs from base 1470 to 2129 and encodes 219 amino acids. Gene Ontology annotation, biological process: negative regulation of BMP signaling pathway. Gene Ontology annotation, molecular function: protein binding. The transcript is spliced from 7 exons. The record is from RefSeq and is a predicted model, not a curated record.